Molecule: messenger RNA, 1635 nt
Organism: Trametes versicolor FP-101664 SS1
Lineage: Eukaryota; Fungi; Basidiomycota; Agaricomycetes; Polyporales; Polyporaceae
Exons: 2
Source: RefSeq, a predicted model, not a curated record
UUUCCUUACGAUCCCAUUCUCGCACAUCGGCCCAGCUAUGCCCGAUCCCUACCAGUGCAAAUCCUCCUACUGGGCAUCACCCUGACACUUACGGCAGUCCUAAUCAUCCACCUCAUUUUCACCGCCCAAUACCACUGGCCACUCGCCCCAGUCAACUACGUACUGCAGAUGUCCGCGGUCACCACCUUGCUCAUAUCGUGUAUCGCCACCAUGCACGUCGUCCUAUCGAGCACCAUAGCGCAAAGCUUGAAGUGGCCGUACAUGCUAGAUUACAUCGCCGUCGACAUACCUCCGCUCGAAGACAACGGUGAUUGGGAGAUGGGUGAACUCGCUGCAUGGCUUCUAAUGAACGCGACGACAUCCGGCCUCAUCCAAAUCACCCACAUCCAGUUCCUCACCCUCCUCUUCCCUUCAGGCCUUGAACGACGCCUCAUUUUCUCCCUGCUCGGGCCACUCGCGAUCGUCUCGUCCACCAUGCACGUCCUACGCAUACACGACAACGAAAAUCUAGUGAAAAUCGCGUCCGCAGUACAGAACGUCUGUAACGCCACGCUCUCGCUCCUCUUCACCGCCUCGCUCUUCCUUUGGGGUUGCUUCGUCAACCGACGAGAUGCUUGGCGGACGGACGGGGGCACUGCCGCUUUCGGCGUCGGCGCUCUCACGCUCGCGCUCGUCUCCACCGCGCUCACCUUCCUAUACAUCCCGAGCCGCGACCAGUAUCCCUGGAUGCCCGGACUCAUGUGGGCCGUCAUCCUCUGGCAGAGCUUCCUCGGCUGGUGGUGGUGGGUCGGCGCGGGCAUGGGCGUCGGCGAGGUCCAGGACCUCCUCCGGCGCGAGGAGAAGCGGCAGGAGAAGCGCCGUGCGAAGCUCGCCCGGCGCAAGGUUCGCAAGGAGCGCGCGCAGACGAUAUGGAAGGGCAUGACCGGCGCGCUUGGGUACAACGCGCACCCGCCCGCACACGAGGACUCCUCCGACAGCGCGCGCAGCGCCGGGGAGGCGGACCAUACACGCGACGAGAGCGUGCACCGCGUGGCGUCCAACCAGACGGACGCGAGCUCCCACUCGGGGACGGGCACGACGAACAGCGGGCGCGUCGGCCGCUUCUUGCACCAGUACACCGCCGGCCGCAUCGUGUACGGGUGGUAUCAAGGCCUGCGGCACGCGCACCUCGCGGCGACGCGCGCGCAGGUUGCGGAGCGCGUCGAGCGCAUGAACCAGGCGUACGGCUCCGAGGCCGAGGUCAACCACUCAGGCACAGACGGAGGGCGCCCUGCGGUGUUCGGCUGGGGCCUCGGUAGCUUUUGGAUCCGGAAGCAACAACGGCACCGACGCGAGGAGGAGGAGGCGCAUGCGGCGUACAAGAUGGAGGUGCUGCGGCGCCGUGACGCGGGGAGCGACGAUGAGAGCGAGACGGGGACGAUAUGCGAAGGUGCAAGACCGAACUCGUCGGGGGAGUACGAACGAGGAGAAGCAACGGGCGAUAUCCGCACGCGGAGGCCUGCAAGGCGUGUUGUGUCGAAUGCGCACCCGCCUGCGCAAGGAGUCGAAGAGGAGAUCCACCGGCCAUCGUCGGUCUGGUGGUGGGGUCCGCUCCAUCGGUGGAGGUUACAGGACUCAACGGAUUAUCGAUCAUAG